CAAACGCUCAUUCCAUUUCAUCCGCUCGUCCGCGUCCGUCAACAUCCCACUUAACGUUUUUUUUUUCAUUUCGGUUUCUAGCGCACACGAAGGCUGCGACUCGGCUUUACACAAACACACAGACACAGUAUUCACUCACACACACACACACACACAGAGCCAUUUAUCACAUUUGAAAGCCGCCAUUACAAAAACACGAAACGGGAGCAGAGCGUAGACGACGAUAUUAUUAUCCACCCAGCGGCGACGACAUCGAUACCAACACCAGCAAACGUCGUAAAACAGGCGCGCGUGUUCGUCGUCGUGGCAGCCCCUCGAAACCCACAAACAGACAAACACACACACGCUCAUUUCUACUGUACACACACACGCAUACUAAGGCCCAGUACCAUCGGCUCCAACCAACUCUUCCGCCCAACCGUCGCUUCUCUCCUAACCGACAGCCCAAUUCUGCCGCCCUGUCCGCUCACAGUUCGGUUUUUCGUGAUCGUGCUCUCGUUCGUGCCCGACGUCGCGACGCUGGCAGCGGCAGCGACAGCAACAGCAACAAAUAUUAACAUUCAGGGACAACGACAACACGGCGACGGCGUCUGCGUCGACAUCCCUACGUUUCAGUUCUGAUUGGAGAUUCGUGCGCCGCCGUUGCUUGCACGCGGCAAUUGCUCAGCUCAGCUGUGAACUGUGUAUUGAGUUAUUUUCAAUUCCGUUUUCAACCUAUUCACACUGUUGCAACUCUUGCUUGACUCUGCCUUUUUGCAAUAACAAAAGAAUAACGAAGAAUAAUACGAUAAAGAAUAACGGCGAAUAGAAGAAAACCAAAAUCUGAAACAGUGCCUCAAGUGUUUGUGCUUACAGUUAUUUUAGCAAAAAAAAAAAAAACAAAAUAAACUUUCCAACCCAACAACAAAUAAGAGACAGUCAGGAGCGGAUAACAAAAGCUGUCAAGAAACGAAUUCUUUGAUAAUAUCACCAAAAUGUUAAGCAACUGUUGAACUAAAAAGAACUUCAAGGAUAUUUGUUAAAGUAAAAUUGCAUGCAAUAUAUGAACGAACGGCAUAGAGGAAUUUAUAAGCCGAUCCUCGACCAAAACUUAAACGCCCAAUUGACGAAACUGUUAAAUUAAAACCCACACAAAACGGCUUCCAAAUGAAGAUGGCAUCUCAACGAUUUUGUUUGCGCUGGAAUAAUCAUCAGAGCAAUCUGUUAUCCGUCUUCGAUCAGCUGCUGCACGCUGAGACCUUCACAGAUGUGACGCUGGCCGUCGAGGGUCAAUACCUAAAGGCACACAAGAUGGUGCUAUCCGCCUGCAGUCCAUAUUUCAAUGCACUGUUUGUCAAUCAUCCGGAAAAGCAUCCGAUUGUCAUAUUGAAAGAUGUGCCCUAUUCGGAUAUGAAAUCCCUGCUGGACUUUAUGUAUCGGGGCGAGGUGUCUGUCGAUCAGGAACGCCUAACCGCCUUUUUGCGUGUCGCCGAAAGUCUACGCAUCAAGGGCCUUACCGAGGUCAACGAUGACAAGCCCACCUCAGCGGAAAGUGCACCAGCGCCGCCCCAACUGCAGCGCAUACAGCCGUACCUGGUGCCGCAGCAGCGCAAGCAACAGUCCAACGUCUUGGCUGCCAAUGCUGCAGCGGCCGCCCUGCAGGCUGCCACGCAGCAGCAGCAGCAACAGCAGCAGCAGCAACAACAACAGCAGCUACAGCAAACAUCGCUGCUCAGCUCAGCGCUGAUGCCCAAACGCAAACGAGGCAGACCUCGCAAGCUGUCGGGCAGCUCGAAUGGCACAGGCAAUGACUACGAUGAAUACGAACGUGAGGGUAUUAUGAAUGACUCGGAUAUGGGCAAUGGCAAACUGUGCACCGACUCGUAUUCCGGCAAUGAUGAAGGCUCCGAUGACAACCAACAAGAAUCUGCCCACCAUGAUGAACUGAAUGAAAGCCGCGACUCGUUGCCAACAAAGAGAUCAAAGAGCGGGAAAGAUCAGCGCAUGGCACAGCAAGACGACAACAGCACUUCCGCCACGCCCGAGCUCUCGCAGCGACUGUUCGGCUCGGCAUCCACGCAUAUCUCGACUGCUGCCACGGCAAUAGAGACGUCGUCAUCGCCACGGGAAGCUUGCGACAUUGGCGUCACGGCACCUUUGCACCUGCCCACCAUAUUGGGCCUGAAGAUACGUGCGAUUAAUGCCGGCAAUCAGUCACAGACGCAAUCACAAUCCCAGUCGCAGUCACAGUCAAAGGCUGUGCACAACAACAACAAUAGCAAUAGCAACAGCAAUAGCAAUAGUAAUUCGCUGCUGAAGCAGCAGCUGCGUGGCGGUGCCAAGGAUCCGGAUACGUUGGUGUCGCUAGCGGCGCCAGCAGUGGCCACUGAGGAGGCCAACGAGCAGGAGAGCAGCUGCAGCGCGCUGCAGUCACUGGCCAAUGCAGCAGAACGGCAAGCGCAGCAGGCAGCCAGCAGCAGCAGCAAUAGCAACAACAACAGCAACAGCAGCAACAACAACAGCAGCAACAACAAUAACAAUUCCAGUCUGCAUCAGCAGCUGCUGCUGCACAUGGCUGCCACGGGUAAUCCGUUGCGCAAGUCGGACUUUUACCAGGCACAGCAAUCGCAGGCGCCACAGCCGCCAGCCUCGCAAUCACCGCCCACCGCCGAGACCAGCUUCGCGGAUGAAGAUCUGGAAUUGCUCUGUGUGGUGGACAAGAGCGAUGAAACGGAUCAUGAGCUGUUGACGCUGGCCGAUGAGAAUGCUGGCCUGCCCGGCUAUACGGCGACGCAUGAAUCGUUUGAGGAGCCGCUGCCCAACAUUGAACGCAGUCCAGCCCGCCCACGCACCUCCGGCACGGCCAAGCGGCCCAUACAGCGACGGCGUGUGCGACGCAAGGCCCAGUCAACGCUCGACGAUCAGGCCGAGCAUCUGACGGAGAUGUCGGUGCGGGGCUUGGAUCUGUUUCGCUAUGCGAGCGUCGUGGAAGGCGUCUAUCGGUGCACCGAGUGCGCCAAGGAGAACAUGCAGAAGACCUUCAAGAAUAAGUAUAGCUUUCAGCGCCACGCCUUCCUCUAUCAUGAAGGCAAGCAUCGCAAGGUGUUUCCCUGUCCGGUGUGCUGCAAGGAGUUCUCCCGGCCGGACAAGAUGAAGAAUCAUCUGAAGAUGACACACGAGAAUUUCACGCCGCCCAAGGACAUCAGCGGCUUUAGUCCGCUCAAGUAUCUGAUCUCUGCGGCAGCAGCGGGUGAUAUGCACACAACAAUCUACCAGCAACAGCAGCAGCAGCAACAACAGCAACAGCAGCUUGAGCAGCAGCAACAAUUGGAGCAGCAGCAACAGUUGGAGCAGCAGCAGCAGCAACAACUGGAGCAGGAGCAGCUGCUGUUGCUGCCUGAUGUGAAGCAGGAGCAGCAGGAGCAGCAGGAAACGGAACAACAGCUAGCCGGCUAUCCAGCACCUGCCACGCCCACAACAGCAGCAGCCGCAAUGCUCAGCUUGCAGCAUGACGUCAUCAUCAAGAACGAGAUACAAAUCUCGCCAUCGCCAUCGCCCUCACCGCCAGCCAUGUACGGAGUGGGAGGCGAGGGCAAGAGCCUGCCGCCAGUGCCAACAGGUGUCAACUGACGUGGGAGAAACGGAGUGAAAGGGGAAAAGGAGUGAGAGCAGGAGACAGUAAGAGAGGGCUAGCGAGAGUGAGAUAGAGGGCAAUGGAUAAAGAAAGACGACAAAAGGGAGCGAUAAAGAGAAUGAGGACAGAUGAGAGAGGGAGAGAGAAAGAGAAUAAGAGAGUGUAAUACAGAGAGAGAGA
Drosophila hydei is the source of this 3793-nucleotide messenger RNA. It is a transcript of the gene ttk, whose product is annotated as protein tramtrack, beta isoform. NCBI's taxonomy places the organism in Eukaryota, Metazoa, Arthropoda, Insecta, Diptera, Drosophilidae. Gene Ontology annotation, cellular component: nucleus. Gene Ontology annotation, biological process: regulation of transcription by RNA polymerase II. The record is from RefSeq and is a predicted model, not a curated record. Gene Ontology annotation, molecular function: protein binding. The transcript has 6 exons. Bases 1147 to 3609 code for a protein of 820 amino acids.